GACUGCCACUGUGGAUUCAGUACACCGCCGCGUCGCAUCGCGAACACGACGACGACCACCGUCACAACGAUCUGCCGGCACAACGGUUUGCACGUGUCUUACUCCUCCCAACUCGCGUCAAAAGUCGCACACGACAAUAACGAACGCCACCGUGGCAACCAUUUACCGAGACUACUAUCAUGGAUGUAUGAUCGGCACGCGACCUAACCUCUAUAGACGAUCGCCACCGUCGGGUGUCAAGCUAUCAGCCAUGAUGGGAGCACGCAAAACAGGUAAUAACGAAAAUUCAUGCACACCAACGAAAAUACCAACAUCUAUUAUAAUAUUUCAAAAUCAUUACUAUGGCAUAACAUUUUCGGUAGUGAUUAUGUGAAAGAAUACAAGGUGAAAUGAUCGUCUGGUUUUCCGUCAUCAUUGCGGCGAUCGGUUGGUGCGUGGACUGUUACAUCGAAGACUUGUGUCCGAAUUGCAACCUCUAUCAAGAUUCAGCUGAGGUCCGGUCCCACUGUGCCUACCCGUGUCAGUGUGCCAACAGGGACCCGGUUUGCGAACCAGGCGUGCCACACACACGCGACGGAUGCGGUUGCUGUCCCGUGUGCGCCCGACAGGACGGCGACCCAUGUGAUGGCAUCGCCGUAUGUGACCAGAGGAAAGGGUUGGUGUGCCAGUACGACGACUACUACAGCCCGGCUGGCAUAUGCAGAGUAGUAAAAGGCUUGCCGUGUACGGUAUACAACAAGACGUACGACAACGGAGAAACAUUCAGGCUAGAUUGCAGAACGCAGUGCACAUGUCAGAACGGCACUUAUGCCUGUGCGUCUUUGUGUCCACAAGAAAAUAUAUCUCCUCAAGGACUUUGUAGGCAUCCCCGGUUGGUCGAAGUGCCCGGACAGUGCUGCAGGGAAUGGAUGUGUGACAACGUAAAUAUGGAAAGGCCGCCAAAUUGUGAAGCAUUAGUCACACCAUGGGCGGAAUGUUCAUCGCAGUGUGGAUUAGGUCUUUCUAGGCGUAUGUCUAAUGCAAAUGAAGCUUGUAAGCCUAAUAACGAAACUAGACUUUGCCAAAUAAGGCCGUGUCACUCACCACCACUGGUGAAUGCUAAAUAUGCAAGACACCACCACAUUAGAAAGGGACACGAGUGCAAGGCGACGAUCAAGUCGACGACACCGGUCCGGCUGAAGUUCGGCGACUGCCGAAGCCGGAAAACAUUUCACCCGAAGCGGUGUGGUGGCGCGUGCCCGUCGGGAAGUGGUGGUGCAGGUGACGGCAACAGUGGUAAUGGCAUCGUUUGUGCCCCCGAGCUCAGCACCACGGUCAAGGUGGAGUUCCUGUGCCGGAGCCCGGUAGAGGGCCACGACCGGCUGGACGGCGCUGUACCCGGCGACGACCUCUGGGAACCCGUCCGCAGGCCCUUCUCAGCCACAGCCGACGAUUAUGUUCACAGCGUGUACGUGGACGUCGAGUGGAUCGUCAAGUGCACGUGCCGGCGGCACGCCGACUGACGACGGCGGCGGCCGUGAACCGCUGGGCGUCUGAAGCCGACGCCGAUGCCCCUGCAGCAACCAGCCGCCCGCGACUUGGCCGAACUGUGAACGUUUAUUAUUUUACAUACCUAUUUCAACAUUCGCGACACAUACACAAACACACACACACACACACACACACACACACACACACACACACACAUAUACAUACAUAUACAUACAUACCCGACACACAAACUACAUGACGACGGAGUUUUUGAGAAUUUUUGUUUACGAUUUAAGAUCGACGUCUCUUAUUUUUGUUAGAAUUAUUAUUAUCAUUGCAGCGUUUCUCAACCUUUGAGUAUACGAGACCCGGUAAACUGGAGUUCUCGAGAUCAUUACACCCACCAAAUAUAAUAUAAUGGUUCUCCGUUGAUUUCAACACUCUGAAAAGCUAUGGUUUUUUAAAAAAACCUUCGUGCGGUGUGUACAGUGCGUGUCAAUAAAAUUAUUUAUUUUGUAUUACACUAUAAAUGUAAGAAAAUAUUUUCAAAAUUAAUAAAAUCCAAUGGUCAGCUGGACCCACACAACUAUUCGUGACCCAAAAAAACUGGUAUUGACCCAAAUUUUGAGAAACACUUCAUCUUUAGGUAGAUAUAUUUGAUUACACAUGAUGUGUGCAUCGUCAAUGAUCUGAGUUUUGGUUUAUAUAGAUUUUUUUUUCACGUAUACCUAUAUUAUAUUAUAUAACUUUUCCCCGCAAAGAGUACGAUGACCUCACGCCCAUUAAUGAAAUUAAAUAAAGACCAAAAAUAUCGCUUAGGUUCCAUAGUAUAAAAACAAAAAUUCCAUUCCCUGAGGUGAUAGUUUUUCAAAAAACCCUUUAAAGCCCAUCGCAGUAUCACUUUCGAAUACAAAUAUAUUUUGUAAAAAUAUUCAAUUUCGUGUUUUUGAAAAAUAAAAUACGCUCCCGGGAGGACCAACUGUAUAAUAUACUAUUAUUUCAUCUCAAACGCGCCAAAAAUACAAUCACUAAUAAUAAUCACCCGUUAAGAACCAUUGCAGUUAUACACAAUGUAACUAUAUAUAAUUAACUCAAUUUGUACAUAAAGCACACUAAAAUCUGACGUAUUUUACAAGUAGUUGUUAAUCAUUUACUCCACUUACCUACUCUGUUUUUAAAAUUAAUGGGAAUCGUUGUAUGCAUAAUAAUUAUGUAUAAUACGCCGUAGGUAUAAUGUAUUAUUAUAUAUUAUUAAUUAUUAUGUGCAACGUACCGACGCGUAUAUAAUCAAACGAAUAAUCAUAAAAAAAAAUUGUAACAAUGACGUUACAAUAUUACAAUGUUAUAAUAUUA
Molecule: messenger RNA, 2823 nt
Organism: Acyrthosiphon pisum (pea aphid)
Lineage: Eukaryota; Metazoa; Arthropoda; Insecta; Hemiptera; Aphididae
Gene: Ccn
Product: cellular communication network factor protein Ccn
Exons: 8
Coding region: 390-1502 (370 amino acids)
Biological process (GO): cell adhesion; signal transduction; positive regulation of cell differentiation
Cellular component (GO): extracellular region; extracellular matrix
Molecular function (GO): integrin binding; heparin binding
Source: RefSeq, a predicted model, not a curated record